GCCUACCGAUAGGUGGCAGUGUGAUGAUUUUUACUAAACGUAGAAGAAAACGUCGCUUACUGGAGAUGAUUAUGUGUUUGUUUUUAGUUGCAAAACAGCUUCAAAUAGGGUCUUUUUUGAAACUCCCAAAUGGUGUCAUUGAGCAUUUUGCGAACAGUAGGUUCAUUCCGGACGCUGUCGCUCACAAUCCGGCUCGUCACGAGUGAACCGGCCGUUUUCAAAGCUGUUAUAUGUCCAGCAAGCUGUUCGGUUGUUGGCUUGGCUAAGGACACUUGGAGCAGCAGGUCCCUCAGAGCCAUUGGGAAGCAAAGACAGUUGGCUUGCAACCUAAGUAACGUCACGACAAUCAGGAGGUGCAGCACAUGCAAUGUUCCAAUUAACUGUUGGAAGUGUAAAGAACCUUUUGACACAAGCCCAACAUUCUUCUGCUCGUCCUGUAAAAUAGUCCAGCCUCCUAAUGAGGCAGUAUCCUUCUUCAGCAUCAUGGACUGUGAGGACACAUUUGCACUGGACAUGCACAAACUGCAGAAAAGAUACUUGCAUCUCCAACGCUCCCUACAUCCAGACAACUUCAGCCAGAAAUCUGCGGAAGAACAGGAGUAUUCUGCACACCAGUCGGCGCUUGUCAACAAAGCCUACUCGACUCUGCUCAAGCCUUUGAGUCGCGGCCUUUAUCUGCUGGAGCUGAAGGGGAUGCGCAUCGACGAAGGCACGGAUUCAGGGGUGGAUACCGAGUUUCUGCUGGAGCUGAUGGAGAUCAAUGAAGCCCUCGAACAGGCGCAGACUCCAGAGGAAACCGAUAAGAUCAGCCAGGACACCAAAUGGAAACUGAAAGGCCUGACAGCGAAGAUAGAUGACGCCCUGCGUGCAGGCAGGAGAGCUCCAAGAUGCCAAGGAGUUGCUUGCCCAAAUGAAAUACUUCUCCAAUAUUGAAGAGAAAGUCAAGGAAAAACUUUCUGGAUUCAUGUGAUCCACCCCCCCCAUCAUUGUGACACUUUGAAAAGAUUUGUACUGAGGCAUCAUGAUGACUUUUGCACCGCUGUACAUGCAGCGUUCAUAAAUGUGGACGGACCUUAAACCAAAGUGCUUCUCAA
This is a messenger RNA of Hippocampus comes (tiger tail seahorse), 1094 nucleotides long. It is a transcript of the gene hscb, whose product is annotated as HscB mitochondrial iron-sulfur cluster cochaperone. Gene Ontology annotation, biological process: [2Fe-2S] cluster assembly; protein complex oligomerization. Gene Ontology annotation, cellular component: mitochondrion. Gene Ontology annotation, molecular function: ATPase activator activity; protein-folding chaperone binding. The transcript has 6 exons. Lineage: Eukaryota; Metazoa; Chordata; Actinopteri; Syngnathiformes; Syngnathidae. Bases 130 to 933 code for a protein of 267 amino acids. The record is from RefSeq and is a predicted model, not a curated record.